AUGAAGCUGUCCGCCGCGCUCCUCGUCGCGCCCGUCGCCGCGUUCGCGCCGCGGGCCGCGCCCAAGGCGUCGGCCGUCGUCGUCCACAACAACGGCCAGAUGGGCAACGUCGACGACUCGUACCCGGCCUUCCUGCCCGGCGGCCUCGGCACGGCCGGCCCCAUGCCCGAGGACAGCCUGGACGGCUCGUCGAUCUUCGACGGCCCCAUGGGCUGGGACCGCGAGGCCUACUCGACGGUCUUCGUCGACCCGUCGCAGCUCGACGCGGCCUUCACGAGCGCCAACGGCGCGGCCCUCGACGCCAAGCUCGAGCCGUACAGCGAGGGCGACCAGAAGAAGCUCCUCGACAAGUUCGGCGACCUCGAGCUCCUCAACAUGGACGCGAAGAAGAUCGACGCCUUCAUCAACCCGCCGCCGCCGAAGAAGAAGGCGGCGAAGAAGGAGCCCAAGGAGUAG
Aureococcus anophagefferens is the source of this 456-nucleotide messenger RNA. RefSeq lists its product as hypothetical. The transcript has a single exon. Bases 1 to 456 code for a protein of 151 amino acids. The record is from RefSeq and is a predicted model, not a curated record. Lineage: Eukaryota; Pelagophyceae; Pelagomonadales; Pelagomonadaceae.